Messenger RNA from Drosophila hydei, 1035 nucleotides. RefSeq lists its product as uncharacterized. The record is from RefSeq and is a predicted model, not a curated record. The coding region runs from base 115 to 924 and encodes 269 amino acids. NCBI's taxonomy places the organism in Eukaryota, Metazoa, Arthropoda, Insecta, Diptera, Drosophilidae. The transcript is spliced from 6 exons.
CACAGGCAGCAGGUACAUUUAGCUACCUUUACAGCCUCUGGCAAUGUGGUACUAGUGAGCGCGAGCGAGCAAGCCAGAGAGAGAGACAGAGAGAGCGAGAGAGCUGCGUGCAACAUGAGACGCAUACCGAUGCAGCUACUGCUGCUCGGCCUGCUGGCCCUGCAGCUGGGCGCCAAUGCAAGCUCCAUGUCGAGCAAAGCCUGGCAGCGUUCAUCACUCUUUGAACGCAAUUCACGCAACUUGCUGCAUCGCAAUGCAGCACCGCCGCCAGUCGAUGUGGGCGCCAACUUUGAUAUGUUUGCCAGCAAUCUGAACAAUGCGGGCUACAAUAACGACUAUGCCCAGCUAUUUGCCAUGGAACAACAGCAGCAGCAGCAGCAGCAGCAGCAAAAACAACAGCAACAGCAGCAGAAGCAAGCGGAACAACAGCCACUGUCUGCGCCACUGCGCCAGCCACAGGCGGAGGUCUAUGGCAUUGUGGAGCCACUGAUUGAGGAUACGCCCUGCGCAAAUCGCGCCUGCCUGCUAAACGACGAUUGCUGCCCCACUGGGGUCUGCGUGCACACAUAUGGCGAGGGCAAAUGCGUUUAUGUGUUCGGACGACAGCGUGAUCUGUGCCAGCGGCAUGCCGACUGUCAACCGGGCAGCGCCUGCAUGCUGGUCCCCCAGGAGGGCAUCUGGCGCUGCGAAACGGAGGCGCCACUCUUGACGGAUGUUUUCCAUGUGCGACCCAAGCAGCCGCUGGGCAGCGAUUGCAGCAGCACCAGCGAUUGUCAAGUGGUCAACGGCAUGUGCUGCCAGCACCAACGUUUGCAUCAUCGUGGAGCAUCAAAGCUGAGCUGCGGCUACUUUCGCGAUGCCUUCGACUGCGUUGAUGUGGGCCAAGAGCAUAUGACUAGCAUUUUUCAGCAGCGUCGCAACUGAGCAGCAGGCGAAAGACGGAAAGUUAUUUAAAAAUAUAUAUAUUUUACUGGCGACAACCUAAAGGCAACGUUUAAAGAAUAUAUAUUAAAAGACAAAAAAAAAAUUCAAACU